Diaporthe citri is the source of this 489-nucleotide messenger RNA. RefSeq lists its product as uncharacterized. The transcript has 3 exons. Gene Ontology annotation, molecular function: oxidoreductase activity. The coding region runs from base 1 to 489 and encodes 162 amino acids. The record is from RefSeq and is a predicted model, not a curated record. Lineage: Eukaryota; Fungi; Ascomycota; Sordariomycetes; Diaporthales; Diaporthaceae.
AUGCCCGAGAGGUCCCAGAAUAUGUGCAAGGUCGACGCCCUCCUGUGCAUUGGAACUCAGGGGCUCUCCGAGGAAGAGUUCCACAACUACAUGCCCCGACGCCACGGCGCAGAGUGUGCCAAAAUCCGCGAGCAAUAUGGCAUCCUGAAAUACCAGAUGACCUUCAACACGGCCAGCACCCGCGCCCUGCUCCAGAGCAUGAAGCUCCCCUACGCCAUAGACGACCACGACCUCCAGAUCGAGUACUACUUCCGCGGCGUGUCGUCGCUGCUCGCCGUCUCGGGCGACGAGGGCUUCAAGGCCCUGCACGUCGAGGCGACCCCCUACGUCCGCCUCGACGAGGCCACCGUCGCACUCACAUGGGUCGAGGUCUACCUCGAGGGCGGGAGGCUCGUCAACAUCGGCGCCGACGGGGAGAGCCUUCAGCCCUCGUUCGCGGAGCAGUCCGAGAUCCGGGUGUCGGAUAGGCCUGCUGACAAGUACUACUAA